AGGGUUUUUCUGGGUUUCUUUGUUCUUACUCUUAAUUCUCUCUCUUUCAUCUGAGAUUGGUCAUGCCCCUGCCCUUUGAGCAGUUUCAAGGGAAGGGGGUUCUGGGUUUCUUAGAUUCUUCUUCUUCUCCGGGAUACAAAAUCUGGGCUAAUCCAGAGAAACUCCAUGGACGAGUAGACGAAGAUCUCUGCUUUAUUGUUAACAAUGGUGGUUUCUCGGAGCCGACGUCUGUUUUAGACUCUGUUAGAAGUCCAAGCCCUUUCGUCUCUUCUUCAACCACCACGCUGUCUUCUUCUCACGGUGGUCCCAGCGGCGGCGGCGCUGCUGCUGCUACUUUUUCCGGCGCCGAUGGGAAAUGCGACCCAAUGGGUUUCGAGGAUCUCGAUGGUGUUCUCUCCGGUGGCUCGCCCGGACAAGAACAGAGUAUUUUUAGAUUAAUCAUGGCUGGUGAUGUAGUGGAUCCGGGUUCUGAGUUUGUGGGUUUCGACACUGGUUCUGGAUCCGACCCGGUUAUUGAUAAUCCUAAUCCACUCUUUGGCUAUGGCUUCCCUUUUCACGACGCACCGGAAGAAGAAAAGUUUCAUAUUUCAACAAACCCGGAAGCUCUGAUAAACCCAAAUCCGUGUUUCUUCUCGGAUCCUCCGUCGUCUCCUCCUGCAAAACGGCUCAAUUCGGGUCAACCCGGAUCUCAACACCACCACCAACAGUGGGGUUUCCCGUUCUCGGAUCCGGGUCACGAAUCUCACGACCCGUUUCUCACGCCGCCAAAGAUAGCCGGAGAAGACCAAAACGACCAUGACCAGUCAACGAUAAUCAUCGACCAGCUAUUCUCUGCGGCGGCGGAGCUCACCACAAACGGCGGAGAUAACAAUCCCGUUCUCGCGCAAGGGAUAUUGGCGCGGCUCAAUCACAACCUUAACAACAACGACACUAACAACAAUCCUAAACCUCCGUUUCAUAGAGCAGCUUCGUAUAUAACCGAAGCUCUUCACACUCUCCUUCAAGACUCAUCAUCACCACCGUCUCUCUCACCUCCUCAAAACCUAAUCUUUCGAAUCGCAGCUUACAGAGCUUUCUCAGAAACGUCACCGUUUCUUCAAUUCGUCAAUUUCACAGCAAACCAAACGAUUCUCGAGUCCUUUGAAGGAUUUGAUCGAAUCCACAUUGUCGAUUUCGAUAUCGGUUACGGAGGUCAAUGGGCGUCUCUGAUUCAAGAGCUCGCCGGAAAAAGAAACAGAUCUUCAUCAGCUCCGUCGCUAAAGAUUACAGCUUUCGCUUCUCCUUCAACUGUCUCCGACGAAUUCGAGCUCCGAUUCACUGAAGAAAAUCUCAGAAGUUUCGCUGGAGAAACCGGAGUCUCCUUCGAAAUCGAGCUCUUGAACAUGGAGAUUCUCUUGAAUCCAACUUAUUGGCCACUCUCUUUAGUCCGAUCAUCGGCGAAAGAAGCAAUUGCUGUGAAUCUUCCAAUCAGCUCCAUUGUCUCCGGUUACCUCCCAUUGAUACUUCGUUUCCUCAAGCAAAUCUCACCAAACGUCGUUGUUUGCUCGGACAGAAGCUGCGACCGCAACAACGACGCGCCGUUCCCUAACGGUGUGAUUAACGCGCUCCAGUACUACACAUCUCUGCUCGAGUCUCUCGACUCCGGGAAUCUGAAUAAUGCGGAAGCUGCUUCGAGUAUUGAGAGGUUUUGUGUGCAACCGUCGAUACAGAAACUGUUGACGAAUCGUUACCGUUGGAUGGAGAGAUCGCCCCCGUGGAGAAGCUUAUUUGGGCAAUGUGGGUUUUCUCCGGUGACGCUGAGUCAGACGGCGGAGACACAAGCGGAGUAUUUGUUGCAGAGGAAUCCGAUGAGAGGGUUUCACUUGGAGAAGAGACAGUCAUCGUCGUCUUCACUUGUCUUGUAUUGGCAGAGGAAAGAACUUGUUACUGUCUCAGCUUGGAAAUGUUGAGACGAAAAAUUAUUAUUAAAAAAAAAAUGAUAUUUCA
Messenger RNA from Arabidopsis arenosa, 1986 nucleotides. Lineage: Eukaryota; Viridiplantae; Streptophyta; Magnoliopsida; Brassicales; Brassicaceae. The record is from the annotation of a GenBank genome assembly.